AUCACACACACAUUCACUAACAGCCAAAAAAAGUCAUUAAAAGUAUAUAAUAUAAAAUACACAACUACUUAUGCUCAUAAGGUCAGAUUUGUUUUCCUGCAAGGCCCUGACCGAGUUUGAUCUCUCAGAGGAAAUAAAAUAUAAACGUUUUUUUCAGUUUCAGCCAUACAGUCACAUUUCUGAAAAUGUGAUGUGGGAAUUACUGGAAGCUGUAACUGUACGGAACAAGUUCAGGUCACUCUAAUAUCAGUGACGUAAAUAAGGGGUCAACUUUUUAGAACAAAAAGCAGGUCUAGAGAAAGCUCAUAGACCGUUCUGUGAGACUUGCCUGCAAGAGAGACAUGCAUUCCUUGUGGCGUUUUCACCUCAUUUUGUUUUUCAUCCUUGUUCACCUGAAUUCAGGUAAGACAACACAAAAGAGCUGGAGAUCUGUAAAGUCUAAUUAAUGACUGUCCACCAUAAGGGGUGGGAUGUCUAAUAGGUGAAUAGAUCUCAUACAGUGAAACCUUGUAGCAGCUUUGCCUUUUUACAUUUCUUUUACAUUCAGUGUGUCAUGUGUGCUAUAUCUUUGCCAUUUUAGACCAUCAAUUCAGUUCCAACCUGCCAGACUGUGUUCAUACUUGGUGUCUUUUUUGUUGUUGAUACAAAAAAAUGCUUACCAUGGUGCAUACCUUCUCGUAGUCUAAAGAACAGGUAUUGCAAAUAAACUUUGAUUUCAUACCCUGCUGUCGUGAGCUGGUCAGAUCAGCAAUGCAUUUCCAACAGAGAAUCACAAUAAUCACAUUAGUUAUCCAAUACUUUUUUAUGUAAAUGUAAAUCAGGUUUAUAGGCCAAGUAUACUUACCUGAUGGAAAAAAUUACAGAUUCAUAAUUUCUACAUCAAUUGCAGAUGUAAUAAUACAAUAUUUCACUUCUAAAGGUUUAUGUGGAAACCACAUCAUGAGAUAUUCCAGGGCAGGAAGUGAUGUCACAAUUCAGUGUCCGAAUGAGACUCAUCCUGGAUGUAACUCAAUAAACUGGACCUACAAAAAAAAUAAAACCACCAAAUAUCCCUUGGUGAUUGAAGGCAAAUUUGAUACACCCGGAAAUAACCGACUGAGACUGGAGCCUGACUGUUCUCUGCACAUUGGUUAUGUCACCACUGUUGAUGCAGGAAUGUACAUCUGUAGAAAAAGCCUGAAAGACAAUAUUUCUGUUCAACUUGCUGUGAUCAGUGGUAAGCCUUCGGAAUAAAUGAAGCCAGAAAUCUUGAAGAUAUCUAGAUAUUCCAUUAUCACAAUACUGAAUUGUGUAAAAAGUCAAUUAAUAUCACUUUAGUGACACCAGACAUAAUUUCACUACAUUUCUUACUUCCAGUAACUAUAUGCAUGUGACAAUAAACUUCCUUGUAUCCUUGUGAUCACUAACCAGACACACUGGAGCUGAGAAAAACAUUCAGAAAAGCAGUAUGGCCUGUGGUAACCUGGUAUAUUAACUGUGACUGCCAAACAUAUGAGUCUGGUUCUUUAGUAUUGUGGUCAAAGUGCAGAGUAAUUGUCCUAAAGACCUUAAUUUAAAGCUGAGUAGGAUGACCGCUCUCUCCUUUCCCCACAUGGUCCUGUUCUACCUUUACUGUGUCUUAUUCUGUCUACUCUUUUAUGUCUCCUCAUUUUCUAGUUUUCAGCUCUAUUCAUGAGUCUAAGCUGAAGGUUAACGAUACAGUGACCAUUCACUGUCUCCUGCACACUUAUGACUCUACCACCCACUGCAAUGCAUACAAAGGGGACUUGAGCCUUGAGUGGGUUGGUUCUGACCAUCAUGAUGUCACUAAAUCCCCAUGCAACAUCAGCACCAGACUGACUCUUACACGGAAUCAGCUGGGGAGGAAAGUGCACUGCAGACUGAAACGUGGAGGAGUGGAAAGGGCAUCAGCUGUUUACACCCUCAGUUUCUCAGAAGAAAGAAGAGAGGAAAAUGUUGUCUGCGAGUCUGCUGUGCAAAUGGAAGUCCUCGAACUGACCAUCGCCUUGACUGCCGCUCUGGCCGUAGUGGCAUGUGUAGCUUUGCUGGUGGUCUUGAGGAAGCAAUCAAAAAAUAAAAAAGUAAAGAGAAAAAAGAAAGUUGGCCAGCAAAACACAGAAGAGGAACACACAUACAUUGAGGUUCACCCCAAAAACCCAACACAUGCUGAGCAGAGGAAGGUUGGUGACCUCUUUCUCUACUGUUUGUUGACUUACAAGCACACUUCUAUGGGUUAUCCAUAGCCUUUAUUAGAUAGGACAGUGAUGAAAACAACUUUUCAAGAUAAAUGACUUUGAAUUUUUGAAUCAAAUUUACAUAUUUAUAUUCUGCAUACAGCCCUGCAUCGACCUCCACAACCUUUAACUCAAAUAAAUGUUUAGAGGAAGUGUUGACAAAGUUGCGACUACUGUCGAGACACCACAGGAAAACUGUUUUAGCGUUCAGGGCUCACUGUCCUCUUCCCUGACUUAGUUAAUCAGCAGUGGGCUUGUUAGUUCAGUCAUUUCAGUCACUUUCAAACUUAGGUCAUCCUGUUGCAACCUAUUGAACUCAUUGUGACACAUACUACAAGAUAAUUACUCUCCAUACAAACUAUGUCAAUGGGGUGAACCGGCUGGGAUGACAUGGUAGAAUUGAGGAAGCUGUGACUCUCACUUGAAUACUGAACUCAGAUCAUAAGACAAACUCAAGAGGACCAAACAUGACAGCAGUCCGACUUGCUUUGAUAGUGCUGCUCCUCUGCCUCACUCAUCCACAACCAGGUAAAUGUGAAGUCCCACAUAUUGUGUAUUCAAAGGAAAGAGAUUAUGUGAAACUGCCAUGUGAAAAUGUAAUUGCUAAAGACUGCUCUGCAACUACAUGGCUCUAUAGCACCUAUAGAACCAGAUCAACUGUUGAAGUGGUCAACCGUGGGAAAAUCAAAUCUGACAACACAAACAUAGCAGACAGACUGAAGCUAGAGCCGGACUGUUCUCUCAAAAUUAUCAACAUCACCUCUCAGGAUGCGAGAGAGUACAUCUGUCGACAGUUCCUGACGGAAGAUGGAAAACAAAAGGGAGAAGACCAUCUUGUUUAUCUUUCUGUACUCACAGUUUCCUCCUCAAUUCCAGCAUCAGAGAUGAAGGCUGACACCACUGUGACCUUCUACUGCCAUUUGGCCAUCCAUGACGAUAGCCAGAAUAACAAGGGUGACAUAAAGCUAGUGUGGACUGACUUUGACCAUCAUCAGGUCAAGGAUCCAUAUAAUAUCUCGUUCACACGAACAUUGACAAAAGAGGACAACAAUAGGAAGCUGCAGUGUAAAGUGGAAUGGAAGGGAGAGCUCAAAGCCACUGUGGACUACAUCAUCAAAGGUCAAGAUGGCUCUCACCCUGUGGGGUUGAUAGGUGCUGUGGUUGGGGCUGUAGCUGUGGCUGUGACUCUGUGUGCAUUUCUAGUAUUUCUCUGGAGGAGGAAAGCAAAGCGUCAGACGGCAAAUGUGAGGUCAGAAAAUGUGAGCACAAAUGUACCAAAGGAGAAAACUGAAGAUGAGAGGAAAACAUCAGGACAAUCAAAACAGGCUCCGGGAGACCAGGGAGUCACCUAUGCAGAAAUUACUAUCACAGCAAACAUCAGGAAAAGCUCAGAUAAACUCCCAGCCCAACAUGAGACGGAGUAUGCCACCGUCAAGACAAAGUGCUGAACACACCACCCCCACUGUAGGUGGUACUUUCUUGAAUUUCCCCUGGGGAUCAAUAAAGUAUCUAUCUAUCUAUCUAUCUAUCUAUCUGGUACUGCAAAAACAUAUUUUCCUACAGUGUUAUUCAUGUACAGCAUCUCUCGGUAGAAUCUUGGUAUAUAGUUUCCUUUUUUUCUUAUUUGUUAAUUUGUUUGUUGUUCGUCUUGUCUUGGAGUCACGGGUACGCUGGCGAUUACACCGGUCCUUCCGGCAUCUUUUGUCUUCUGUGUCAGUCUUGUAUGUGGAGCGGUUUGGGCUGCACUCUGUGCAUAUAAAAAUGCACAUAUAAAAUAAAAAUUACUUGACGUAACUUGACUAUAGUUGGCUUCUUUGUGGGUCUUCUUGGUCGUUACAUUCGUGUCUUUAAAACUGUGUGAGGUGUCACGUGUUGCUUGAUUGUUUUAUUGAUGCUGUUAAGGAUGAGUGUGGACCC
Molecule: messenger RNA, 4151 nt
Organism: Alosa alosa (allis shad)
Lineage: Eukaryota; Metazoa; Chordata; Actinopteri; Clupeiformes; Clupeidae
Exons: 11
Coding region: 2702-3682 (326 amino acids)
Biological process (GO): positive regulation of ERK1 and ERK2 cascade; T cell activation; interleukin-15-mediated signaling pathway
Cellular component (GO): membrane raft; external side of plasma membrane
Molecular function (GO): protein tyrosine kinase binding; MHC class II protein binding
Source: RefSeq, a predicted model, not a curated record